Messenger RNA from Phaeodactylum tricornutum CCAP 1055/1, 1839 nucleotides. RefSeq lists its product with no specific name. Lineage: Eukaryota; Bacillariophyta; Bacillariophyceae; Surirellales; Neidiaceae. The record is from RefSeq and is a predicted model, not a curated record. Gene Ontology annotation, molecular function: oxidoreductase activity, acting on CH-OH group of donors; flavin adenine dinucleotide binding. The transcript has 2 exons. The coding region runs from base 171 to 1817 and encodes 548 amino acids.
CGACGAUCAACCGUCGGAAUCCGAUACCCCAAAGCUGAUAUCUGGCUGGCUGUCAGAAAGCGUAGGAUUGCCGAUCUCAUCCGCACCGAAAAAGUGAAGUGCGCUCAUAAAAUACUUUCGGCGAAGAAAACAGAGAUAUUCCCAGCCGCAACAGCGUACCGAUUGCGAAAAUGAUAUAUCGGUCAGCGCUCGUCGUCCUUUCCUUGAUGUGGGCCGUUACAGCCAAAGACUACGACUUCAUCGUUGUCGGAGCUGGAAGUGCGGGCAGCAUCGUUUCUUCGGAGUUAGUGAAAAGUGGAGCUGACGUUCUUCUGAUUGAAGCUGGCGGUGACAACACCGAUCCAGCAAUCGAUAGCUUGCGCUCCUAUUUCGACCUCGCCUUUGGUGCGCUAUUCAAUCCUUUCAGCGGCUUUAAAUGGAUUCAAUGGGGAUACUUUAGCACGGAGCAAACCUUAGCUGGCGCAGGAGCCGGUGCUACCCCUAAAACAUUUGGAAUCCCUCGAGGGCGUGUGCUGGGUGGGUCGCAUUCAAUCAACGCCUGCGCAUACGUUCAAGCCAACGCUGACGAUUUCAACAAUAUCGCGGCCGAAGUGAAUGAUAACAUGUGGCGAUGGCGUCGCACUCAACGCCUUCGAAAUAAGCUGGAACGGACCAUUGGUAUCACAAAACUAGGCAAAACUCAGACUGGAGCACUGGACUUCAUUGCCACGGCCCACGAAGUGCUCGGCUUCCCGUUCAACUCUAAUCCAACUCAAGGGGAUCAGUAUGGAAUCAGCCCGUCGUUCUGGACCGGACAAGAGUCCAGUGAAGGUGGAAUUCGAACUACCGCAUUCGACGCGUUCGUUCUCCCUGUUUUGAACAGCAGUAAUCGAAAAGGUACCAUCGACGUUGUCACAUUCCACCAAGUGCAGCAUCUCAUCUUUGAUGAGAACGAUUCGACCAAGGUCGUCGGAGUUAGCACAAUGAAUGUCCGCUCAAAUGUUGCAACGGAAUUCCGUGCGUUGAAGGAAGUCAUCCUGUCGAGUGGGACCUACAACACUCCACAGAUCCUCAUGCUCUCCGGUAUUGGACCUCAAGCUCAUCUCAAUGACUUGGGUCUGGCUACAAAAAUUGACCUUCCGGGUGUCGGCUCAAAUCUUCGGGACCACUAUUCAGUUGCAACAUUUUGGGAUUUAAAAAAUUUGCCAGAGGGAGCCCCGUUUCUAUUCCAAAGUCCUUCUCUCAACAUGUUUGGACCAGAACAGCAGGGUCAGCCCUCAUUCCAAUUCGAGCUGGCGGGAAACUUCGGUUCUGUCGUCCCCCUCCGCCAAGUCUCGACCGGUACGGUUCGUCUGCAAUCUUCGGAUCCUAUGGCAUCCCCGAUCAUUGAUCCCAAUGUAUUGAGUACUUCGAGUGAUGUCGACAAUAUGGUCGACGGUCUCGAAAACUAUUUGCUACCUUUCUUCCAAGGCCUCAUUGACAAGAACUUGGUCACGACAAAUAGCCUCAGUCCCAGCGCCUCCGCUGAGGAAAUACGUCAGUAUGUGAUCGAAAGGUUCGAUACAAAUCACCAUCCCGUCGGAACUUGCAAGAUAGGGUCGAGUUCAGAUCCAAUGGCAGUGGUGGAUAGUAAUUUUAUCGUGCGUGGCACCGCCAACCUUCGCGUUAUUGACGCUUCCAUCUUUCCUGAAGUCCCGUCCGGGAACAUCAACGGGCCGACCAUGACUGCUGCUCUGUUGGGUGCUCGUAAGAUUAAGCUGGCGCAUCGCUCCUCAAUGACGCUCGAUGCUGAUGACGAGGAAGAAGACGAUGGCAAUCAUGUCCGUAAGAAUGUUUAAUGCCAUAGCCUUAUUUGUGAUU